CUUUAGCGGCCUUUUUCGGUGGAGGAGAUUCGCGUUUCGGUCUGACGGCUCAGAUUGCCGUUACGAAUUACCACGCGUCUGUGAAUUUGACGGUCAAGUGUAACGGUCAGUUGUGACCUUUUUCACUUUAUUGUUAAGUAUUUUUUUAUUGCAACAAUGCGUCCGGACUCGAGAAGUGUCUCAUUUACGUUCCACCGUGAGGUACUCGCGGAUCGUUCGCCCCAGGUGUCCCAGAGCCGUCGCAACCUACGCCAGAGACUCCAGGAUAAAUUCGACAAAGAGAAAGCGGAAACGAAAGAAAAAUUGAAUGGCAAAUCGGAGGCCCGAGGAUGGAACAACUUGAGUCUCGGCAAUGUAUCGGCGGAUUCGCGAAGAGCUUUUAGAACAGGUGCAGAAAAGCUAUCGAAAACUAUUUCAUCGGUCAGGACAACUAUUGGAACGAUUUCACAGAAAUUUCGAAGCUCAACAAGAAGGCGACAGAUCCUGGACGAGCAACAGUCCCCAAUGAACGGUGGAUGCAAUUCAUCAACCCCUCAGACUCGUUCUCGCUGCCUCCUAGGUCGCACCCCGACAAAGCUCUACUCUCCCUUCGGUAUAGAGUCACCGAGACACGCCUGGGGAAAGGAGAACGACUCCUCAUCCGAGUCAUCAAAAUCCACAGUGACACGAGAGCCCCUGCGACCCUUUCGUUUUAUAAAAUCUCGAGGUUUCUCCGCCCUCAGAUAAGUCAAAAUGAAACAAACAAAUCAUGAUAAUAACUAGUUGGCUAGAUAUUCGUGAUUAAUACUAAGGUAUUUCUGAUAUCGGUGAAUUUAUUCUGUGAAAAAUUUCUAUAUCUAUUAUUUAUACGCUAGCUUGUAAGAAUUAUCUAUGAGAUUGAACGAAACAGGCUUUUACCUUCGAUACUCAAAACAAGGUAGCUAUUUGUCCCAGUUAAAUCUAGUUUUUUUUUUAAAUGAUGCAGUGUUCGACUGCGAAGACCAAUGAUAUUACCGCACGUAUACUUUUUUAUGCUUUUGAUAUUGCUCUUGAAUCAGAAGAAUAAAACGUUAUCAUCGAAAUGUUUUUGGUAUUCAUUUCUUCGUCGAUAUCUCGGAUUUCGUUCUCAUCUCCACAAAUUAGAACGAUUUUUUUCUUAUACAUCAGCUCUUCAAGGAGAUCCUCAAGGUUCAAUAGCCCUGUCAUGAAGUUUCCCCAACUAUUCACUGAAAUAUAGCACAGCUCACCCCCUUAUCAAAGUGCAAAGAAAAA
Diachasmimorpha longicaudata is the source of this 1251-nucleotide messenger RNA. RefSeq lists its product as uncharacterized. Lineage: Eukaryota; Metazoa; Arthropoda; Insecta; Hymenoptera; Braconidae. The coding region runs from base 157 to 726 and encodes 189 amino acids. The record is from RefSeq and is a predicted model, not a curated record. The transcript is spliced from 3 exons.